AUGGACAAUAUGAGAAAGGUUGGCAUUAGGACUACACACGUGUUUGGGUUAUUUGCUCAUCAAGCUGGUGGAUAUGAUAAGGACUAUGAAGUAUUUGACGAUGUACUUGCAUUUGAUGCAACAUAUAGAAAGAACGUGUACUUGUGUCCACUAGUGGUGUUUUCUGGAGUAAAUCACCACAAUCAAAGUAUUGUGUUUGCAAGUGCCAUAGUUGGAAAUGAAAAAGAAGAAACAUAUGUGUGGCUAUUGGAAAUGUUAGUUGAAGCAAUGGGAGGUAAAGCUCCAAAUUUGGUUAUAAUUGAUGGAGAUAAGGCUAUGAGAAAUGCUAUUAAAAGAUGUAUGUUGGGAGAUUAUGAGAUUGAUGAGUUUGAGCAGAAGUUGGAAAAUUUGAUAGCAGAGUUCGAUUUGCAAGAAAACACAUGGGUUUUAGACAUGUAUGCAAAAUGCAAUAUGUGGGCUGUAGCUCACAUAAGAGGCAAUUUCUUUGCUGGGUUUAGGACGACCUAUCAAUGUGAAGGCCUGCACUCCUUUUUGGGAAGGUAUGUUAAUUAUGAGAAUAAUUUACUAGAGUUUUUACAACAUUUCUUUCGUGCCAUGAGUUAUAUGAGGUACAAAGAAGUUGAGGCAGAUUUUUCAUCAGCACACGGUGAACCUGUUUUUCAAACACAAUUGCAAGAUCUAGAGAAAUCCAUUGCAAAUAUCUACACAAGGGAGAUAUUCUUUUUUUUUUGCGACCUCUGCUUCAAAGGGCAUGCACUUGCAGGGUCACACAUUGUUCACAAACAACAUUUGAUUACACAUAUACUAUUUGCAAGUAUCAUAGACAAGGUUUAG
Vicia villosa (hairy vetch) is the source of this 834-nucleotide messenger RNA. RefSeq names its product protein FAR1-RELATED SEQUENCE 5-like. Gene Ontology annotation, biological process: regulation of DNA-templated transcription. NCBI's taxonomy places the organism in Eukaryota, Viridiplantae, Streptophyta, Magnoliopsida, Fabales, Fabaceae. The record is from RefSeq and is a predicted model, not a curated record. The transcript is spliced from 3 exons. The coding region runs from base 1 to 834 and encodes 277 amino acids.